AUGCUACCGUACCUCUUUCCUGAACUUGCUGCCUUUCCCACAGUCGCUGACCUCAUUACGCACCUCCGCACUAGUGACACUCGCUACCGCGCUGCGCUUUCUGCUGAGUUCUGCGCCAAGAACACCCCCACCAUGUACAUCACUCUCUACUACAUAGUCACCCGCCUCCCUGACUCCCUUCGUGUAGUCAGGGACCACUUCCUCUCAGUCUGUCCCACCAUUCUCAUUGUUGACCUCCUCAAGAAGGCCCUCUUGGAAGCGGAGGAGAGCAUAGUCGCUGUAGGAGCCUCUCGUGGUGACCCUCGCACCCCCAUCUUUGAGGGUCGGUCGGUGCGCCGUCUACCCCUAGCGGGAGACGUCGCUCUGGCAAGGGCACGGGGGGCAAGGGCACUAGAGGGGCUAGCGGGGGCGGUGGUGGAGGCGGUGGAGGCGGCGGAGGGAGUAGGGGUGGCGGUGGGAGUGGUAGCGGGGGUGGAGGUGUCGGUGGCGGCAGUGGAGGUGGAGGCGGCGGCGGCGGCAGCGGUGAGGGCGGAGGUGGCGGAGGUGGAGGCGGUGGAGGAGGCGGUGGCGGAGGAGGUGGAGGUGGUCGGGGUGGCGCUGCGCAGAGGGCCGGCUCCGGUGGUGGUCAGCGCCAGCAGCAGCAGUGCUCUCGUUACACCCCCCACCCCUCAUCAGCUCCGUGAGUGGUACGCUGCACGUCAGCGGGGUGCUAGCGAGGCUGCUGCUCUAGGUGCCAGUGCGUCUGCUUCCUCAGGUGCUGGUGAGUCUGCUCUCUCAGGUACCGCGCCGGCUUCGGCCUCCCUCACUUUCACACAUGACUCCGGGGCUUCUCGCUCCUUCUUUCGAGACCGCACCACACUCGCGCCGCUAAGUCGGCCAGUUGCAGUCUCUCUGGCAGACCCCUCAGGGGGUCUUGUCCCUUCUCACUUCUCCACUGUCCUCCCGUGUCCGGCGGCCCCCUCUGGCACCUUGUCUGGUCUUUACCUCCCCUCGUUCUCUACGAACUUGGUGAGUGGUGCUGACCUACAGGAUGCGGGGGUUCACCAGUUCACUCCUGCGAGUCAUCGGGUGACCCACUGCACGGACGCUCGCUCAGGCCGGCACCUAGCCACGUUUACACGUCGGCCGGGGUCGAGCCUUUACAAUCUGACCACUGAGUCUCCUCCUGUCACUACCUCUGGUCAGGUAGCUGUGUCGGGUCAGGUGUUUGCUGCAGCGUCCAGGUCUGGUCCUGGGUCUGCCCUCUGCUCGUGUCACCUCCUGUCUCACGAGACUCUCCUGUGGCACCACCGUCUUGGUCACCCCUCCCUGCUUCGUCUCCGAGGCAUGGCCUCCUGUGUCCUUGUCUCUGGUCUUCCCCGGUCCCUCCCUCCCCUUCCUCCGGGGCCUGGCCCCACCUGCGUCCCCUGUGUCGAGGGGCGGCAGCGGGCUGCCCCUCACUCCUCCCUGUUUCCUCCGACAGAGGCCCCGCUGCAGACGCUUCACAUGGACGUGUGGGGCCCGGCCCGUGUCCGUGGACAGGGUCACGAGCGCUACUUCCUGCUGGUGGUUGACGACUACUCGCGUUACACCACAGUCUUCCCCUUGCGCAGCAAGGGUGAUGUCACUGAGGUGUUGAUCGACUGGAUCCGCGCAGCUCGUCUCCAGCUCAGGAGGAGCUUCGGCUCGGACUUUCCUGUUCUGCGUCUGCACUCUGACCGAGGUGGAGAGUUCUCCUCUGGCCUUCUGCGAGCCUACUGUCGUGCGCGAGGCAUCCGCCAGACCUUUACGCUUCCGGACCCUCCACAGCAAAAUGGGAUUGCUGAGCGCCGCAUUAGCAUGGUCAUGGACGUCGCCCGUACGUCCAUGAUGCAUGCGGCUGCCCCCCAUUUUCUGUGGCCGUUUGCGGUUCGGUACGCGGCGCAUCAGAUCAACCUUCACCCCAGGGUCUCCAUGCCGGAGACCUCCCCAGCUUUGCUGUGGACGGGGAAGGUUGGCGAUGCGUCUGCGUUCCGUGUCUGGGGAUCCCGGGCGUUUGUCCGCGACUUGUCUGCGGACAAACUGUCCCCUCGUGCUGUUCCCUGCGUCUUCCUUGGCUUCCCCCCUGACGCGCCAAUUCUACCACCCUACCUCUCGCCGUGUUCUGUCCUCCCAGGACGUCAUGUAGAGGCGGUCGAGCCUGUGGAGGUUACUGGUGACUCUGGGGGUGCUGAGCCUGGGGGUGCUGACUCUGGGGGUGCUGAGCAUGUCGGUGCUACGCCUGGGGGUGCUGAGCCUUGGGGUGCUACGCCUGGGGGUGCUGAGCCUGGGGGCGUUGAGCCUGGGGGUGCCACGUCUGGAGCUGCUGAGCCUGGGGGUGCGGAGCCUGCUGGUGCUGGGCCUGCUCGUGUGGCGUCUGGCGGUGCUGGGCCUGUAGGUUCUCCGGGUGCUUCGUCUGGGCGGGAGCUACUCUAUCCGCAGGAGCUACGCGAGUGGUUUGCCCGGCGCUGGAGGCGUGCUGCUGGAGCUGGUACUUCUUCGGCUGCUGAAGGUGGUGGUACCGCGGGUCCCAGAGGUGCUCGUACUGGGAGUACAGGAGCUGCUGGGCCUGCGGGUACGACUGGAGAUGGAGCUGCUGAGGGUGUUGGCACUGAGGCUACUGCUGUCGGUCCUGGAGGCGGUCCUGUUGGGGGUGCUACUGGUGCUGCUGGAGGUACUGCAGCUGGAGGUGCUGAUCGCGCUGCUUCUGCCGCUGGGGGUGCUGGUGCUAUCCUUGCUUCGGACUCUCUUCAUGCUACCAGUCCUACUGUCACGCGUCUCCUUGCUACUGUCGUCACUGACCCCUCCUUUGAGUCCAUUGCUGUCUCUGCCCUAGUUGCUGAGCUCGUCAAAUUUGCUGCUCGCUGUCGUCUAGACUACGCUGCUAUUGAGUCUGCGUCUGUCUUUCCUCCGUCCGUCGGGGGUGAGUGUGCUCUUGGCACGGACGUCCUUGAGGACAGGCAGGAGGAGUUCCAGUGUCUUGCUGCUACUUCACCUCAUCUCGUGUCCGUACUGCUUACCUCUGAGGGAGACCCGGAUGCACUUGACAUCCCGACUCCGCGCUCUUACGCGGAGGCCGUAGAGGGUCCCUACUCCUCUCAGUGGCAGGCAACUAUGGACGCAGAGAUGGCUUCCUGGAAGUCCACAGGCACCUACGUUGACGCGGUUCCCCCCGCUUGGGGCGAACAUCGUCAGUGGCAUGUGGAUCUUCAGGGUGAAGCGGCCGCCAGGUUCUCCACCUGUCUUCAAGGCGCGAUGACCACUCUUCGAGUGCUGCUGCACAUAGCUGCUCAGCGCGACUACGAGCUUCAGUCUCUUGACUUCAGCACUGCUUUCUUGCAGGGUAGCCUGCACGAGGAGAUCUGGCUGCGCCGCCCACCUGGCUUCACUGGGACUUUUCCUCCUGGCACCUAG
Molecule: messenger RNA, 3411 nt
Organism: Closterium sp. NIES-65
Lineage: Eukaryota; Viridiplantae; Streptophyta; Zygnematophyceae; Desmidiales; Closteriaceae
Source: the annotation of a GenBank genome assembly